This is a messenger RNA of Camellia sinensis, 528 nucleotides long. Lineage: Eukaryota; Viridiplantae; Streptophyta; Magnoliopsida; Ericales; Theaceae. The record is from RefSeq and is a predicted model, not a curated record.
AUGGGGGCUCUAGCCCGGGAGAUGGCGGGGGCAUUGAGGGAGUCCAUGAACGUACUUAGGGCGGAGACCCAAGUUAGGGAGAAUGCUGUUGAGACACGAGCGAGCUUCCUCACGAGGGAGUUCUUGCGGGCCAAGUCGGAUGAGUUCCAUGGCGGCCCCGAGCCAAAGAAAGCGGAUAAAUGCCUUGAACAGACAGUGAAGACAUUCGAGAUGCCUCACAUAGAAAAUAGUGUGCUUAGAGUGACUCUUACAAGUUACUAUCUCAAAGGUGACGCGGGUCAAUGGUUGAAGUAUGCCAAGCGUCGAAUAGAGUCGACUUGGGAGGCGUUUGUGGUGGCUUUCCAAGACAAGUAUCUUCCUCCCACUGCUAGGGAGAGGUUGUGGCAGGAGUUUAAGGACCUUAAGCAACUCAAUAUGUCCGUGGCCGAGUUUGAAGCAGCCUUUUCAAGUUUGUCCCGGUUUGCACCGGAAUUGGUAGUGACAGAAGAACGCCGUUGCAUCGAGUUUGAGCAGAGAUUGAGAACUUAG